Chelmon rostratus (copperband butterflyfish) is the source of this 4104-nucleotide messenger RNA. It is a transcript of the gene ralbp1, whose product is annotated as ralA binding protein 1. Bases 114 to 2093 code for a protein of 659 amino acids. The record is from RefSeq and is a predicted model, not a curated record. The transcript has 10 exons. Gene Ontology annotation, biological process: small GTPase-mediated signal transduction; endocytosis; positive regulation of GTPase activity. Gene Ontology annotation, cellular component: membrane. Lineage: Eukaryota; Metazoa; Chordata; Actinopteri; Chaetodontiformes; Chaetodontidae. Gene Ontology annotation, molecular function: GTPase activator activity; small GTPase binding.
AUUUAGUAUACACACAUCCGGAAGCCCCACUCUGAAAUUGACCGAACGGGAUAGUACUUGGUGUGAUGGCGAGGUGAUGUGCCAGUCAGAGAAGUGAUCAGGCCAGAGCAGCCAUGACUGAGUGCUUCCUGCCGCCCAGCAGCAGCCCUGCAGAGCAGCGCAGGGCUGAGCACCCAGGGGGCGUGGCCCGCACCCCCAGCUCCGAGGAGAUCAGUCCCACCAAGUUCCCCGGAUUGUACCGGACCGGGGAACCUUCGCCGCCUCAUGAUGGCCAUCACCACGAAGCACCAGACGCCUACGUCUCAGAUGAUGACAAAGAGCACAGCAAGAAGAAGAACAAGUUCAAGAAGAAGGAGAAAAGAACGGAAGGCUACGCCGCCUUCCAGGAGGACAGUUCAGCAGACGAAGCGGAGAGCCCGUCCAAGAUGAAGCGCUCCAAAGGAAUCCACGUGUUCAAGAAGCCCAGCUUCUCCAAGAAGAAGGAAAAGGACUUCAAGGUGAAGGAGAAGGGCCCCAAGGAGGACAAGGCCAAGGAUAAGAAAUCUAAGGACCUGACGGCUGCAGACGUGGUUAAACAAUGGAAGGAGAAGAAGAAGAAGAAGAAACCGACGACAGAGGCAGAGCCAGUCCCAGUGGAGACUCCCACCUUCAGGCCCAUCUUUGGAGCACCUCUGGCUGAGGCCGUCAAGAGGACAGCUCUGUAUGAUGGUAUCCAGCUGCCAGCCAUCUUCAGAGAGUGUUUGGACUACAUUGAAAGUUACGGCAUGAAGUGUGAAGGCAUCUACCGGGUCUCAGGUAUGAAGUCCAAGGUGGAUGAAUUGAAAGCAGCAUAUGACCGUGAGGAGUGCCCCUGUUUGGAGGAGUAUGACCCCCACACGGUUGCCAGCCUACUGAAGCAGUAUUUACGCGAGCUGCCAGAGAACCUGUUGGGCCGGGAUCUGGCCCAGCGCUUUGAGGACGCUUGUGGGCGGCAGGUUGAGGCCGAGAAGGUGACGGAGUUCCAGAGGCUGCUUUCCGAGGUGCCGCCGGAGAGCCGACUUCUUCUCUCCUGGCUCGUCACGCACAUGGACCACGUCAUCGUCAGGGAGGCGGACACCAAGAUGAAUAUUCAGAAUAUCUCCAUUGUCCUCAACCCAACCAUACAGAUCGGGAACCGUGUUCUUUACAUGUUCUUCACACACGUGAGGGAGCUGUUUGGAGACGUGGUCCUGAAGCCGGUGGUGCGGCCACUCCGCUGGUCUAACAUGGCCACGAUGCCGGCGCUGCCCGAGACGCAGGAGAGCAUCAAAGAGGAGAUUCGACGACAGGAGUUCCUGCUGAACUGCCUGCACAGGGACCUGCAGGCGGGGGUGAAGGACUUAUCUAAAGAGGAGCGACUCUGGGAGGUUCAGAGAAUCCUGACGGCUCUGAAACGCAAACUGAGGGAGGCCAAACGUCAGGAGUGUGAGAGUAAAAUAGCCCAGGAGAUAGCAAGCCUCUCAAAGGAAGAUGUUUCUAAAGAGGAAAUGACUGAGAAUGAAGAGGAAGUCAUCAACCUCCUCUUAGCACAGGAAAAUGAGAUCCUGACAGAGCAGGAGGAGCUGAUCUCUCUUGAGCAGGUGCUUCGCAGACAGAUCGCUACUGAGAAGGAAGAAAUCGAGAGGCUGCGAGCAGAGAUCGCAGACAUACAGAGCCGUCAGCAGGGUCGCAGCGAGACGGAGGAAUAUUCAUCAGACAGUGAAAGUGAGAGUGAAGAUGAGGAAGAGCUGCAGAUGAUUCUUGAAGACCUGCAGAAGCAAAAUGAGGAACUGGAGAACAAAAACACCCACCUGAACCAGGCCAUCCAUGAGGAGCAGGAAGCCAUCUUGGAGCUCCGCGUCCAGCUUCGCCUCCUGCAGAGCCACAAACUGCAGCAGGAACUGACCGUCCAGCCGCCGGCCGAGCAGGCCCCGCCCGCGCAGUCGAGCCCAGAGCCCCGCAGCGAGGAGCAAAGCAAACGCUCUGUCGUGGCGGUGGCCGCCGGUGCAGACGCCGCUGCCUCGGCAAACGGCAAGGCUGCGAAGGAUCCUCCGAAGCCCUCACCGAGCAAAGACAGGAGAGACACCACAAUGUGAGAUGCCAUCUCAGUGAUGCAUUUGGUGGCUGCCGUACGUCUCUACCGCGGGUCAGUUGUCCUGUAGCGUCACUCAUUGUCCACUGGAGAUUACACUUUGCUGGAUCCGUGAGUUCGUCAGUAAUCGUGUCCACUGAGUGGCAGCCAUGGAAAAAUCUGUUAUCCUGUCUUUGGAAAUCAAAUACUUUGUUUUCCAUUUUCCAAUGCAAAACACAAAAAAACUAGAAGUAGAGUAGCUGCUGUAGUGACAACUGGCUACUGUUGAGAGAGACGAGGUGGACCAUACGAUCAAAAUCACAGUGCCAAGCCUGUAUUGGGGGGGUGAAAGGAGUCAUAAAGCAAGUAAGGGGGUGGAGGAGAGAGUAAGAGGUAGGCGCCUACAUGAUAUAAAGUUUAUUUUCUGCUGGUAAGGGCUCAAGAAACGAGAAUAGACCAGAUAUAAUCUCAGUCCCUGUAUCUCACUGUGCCCCUUACCAAGAUGCUAAUUUGACCUGUAAGGAUAGAGACCACUGUGCCAUAACUGAAGAUGCCAGACUGGAUACGCUUCCCCAGAGAACCACUAAUACAAAUGAUGAAGAAUGAAGAAUUUAUGAUUGGUCUGUCUAUAUAUUAUAUAUUUAAGUAGUAUUCUGAAGAAUACGGAUGACUAUUCAAGAAAUACGUUGAUUUUUAAAUCUCAGCUUUUUAGUAAUAUAUGAAUAUAUUAUAAAUAUAUUGUAGAUGCUUUCUUUUCUUUGAACAGCAGAUGCACAUAAACACGGUGUCGUUGCACCUCGCAGCUGACCAGUGGAUGAAAGCAUGAACGGACAACAAAAGUACAUUCAUCACUGCAGCAUGUAGACGAAAAGCUGGAGGCGGUGUUGUCGCAGUCACUCGGUGAAAUGACAUUUGCUCUGUAGUGCAAUCAUCUUCUCUGAUGUCGCUGCCUGUCUCGCACAAACAAGGAAACAUGGCAGACGACAUUAGUGCAGCUUUAUGAUGGAAUAACAAAUCUGUAGUUACGCUUCUUGUCGCCAAAAUGUGCGCAGAGACACGCAGGGGGCUUGUUUGGUUUUGUUGCGUAUUUGAUCGUAUUUUUUAACUCUUACUGCGUUAUUGGUGAUGAGUUAUUGUUCAUGGCAUCAGAUGGAAGUGAAUAAAAAAAACUCAAGAUGACAAGUCAAUCAUUUCAUUUCACAGCUGAUCCAUGGGUAUUGCAAAGUACUGUCAUUGUUCAGUGAUAUUUGAAGCAAAGGCAUGGCCUGACUUACUCACCGUUCGUGUAUAUUAUUGUAAAAUUGCAAACAUACUGUAUUUUCAGCUCUUAUGUUUUGUCAUGUUUUUUUUUUAUUGUUAAUGAUGGAGUGCGCUAGUGUGACUGCCCCUGCUUUGGUCACAGGCAAAUCAAAUCAAUCUCAUCUGGACUCAUGAUUCAACUCGUUAUUAAUCCUGUGACUGAAACAGAUUAAUGCUAGAUUGUGCUCAGAAGCUUCUCAUAAGGUUAUUUUCAUAUUGUCCCAAGCUUUUGCAGCUUAUUGUUGCAGACAGAAUAAUGCUGUGAAGAAUAAAGUGUCGAUCCGAAUAAUUUAUCAGAAUCUGUCUCUUUGAUACACAGCCAAAUGUUUACCUUUUCACUCAACUAUGUUGGCUGGAAGUGUGGUCCAUAUUUAGUACUUCCUAUUUUCCAUUACACAUUCUCUGAAUACUUUCCCCCCUCCCAGCCUAAUGAGGUUGUAAAUAAAACCUGUGCGUCCAUGUUGGGGGAGUGAGGCGUGUCAUUGUUGGGUUUUGACUCAGAAUCAAUUCUUAAUACCUAAGAGAUAGUGGAACCACCCGACUUUUUGUCAUUGCUUUCACUGGUUUCCGAUUUGGAAAGUAGCCCUGUCAAGUUGCACAAAAACAGCAAGAAAGAGACCGGAUAUAAGCAGAAUUGGUUUCAAAAUUAAAGUGUUGAUUUAACUUGACUGGCUAGAAAUGUGUUCAUGGUGGGGUGACCUUAGUCUGUACUUGUAUUUUGUCUCUCAAUAAUAAAA